This is a messenger RNA of Dermatophagoides pteronyssinus (European house dust mite), 506 nucleotides long. RefSeq lists its product as uncharacterized. Lineage: Eukaryota; Metazoa; Arthropoda; Arachnida; Sarcoptiformes; Pyroglyphidae. The record is from RefSeq and is a predicted model, not a curated record.
ACAUGAAAUUCGACCGUUGAAACAUUAUUGUUUUCAAUUUCUAAAAUAAGCAAGCAAAAUAAUUUAUCGUUGAAAAACAAUUUCAAAAAAAAGAUCAACCAAAAAUGAAAGGUUUCGUAUUUGUAACAAUUGUUCUGGCUAUGUCAUUGUUUACAGCAAUUUAUGCUCAAACCGAAUUACCUCCUUGUCCAGAUGCAGAAAGCAUUUUUGAUAUUAUCAAAAAAACAAUGAAAAUGACAUUUAAAUUUGGCAAAGAUGCUGUAGAAUACGUUGAUUGUAUGCGAAAACAUGCAAGUGCUUGGUGUGUUUCUGAAAUAAUAGCAACAGAAGGAUUUUCAACCACUACUUGUGAUGAAAAAUCUUUGAAAAUAUGCGGACAAUUAUUUCGUGAACCUUUUAAUCCCACAAUCUAGUUACUUUAGAUUGUUUGAUAAACAAAAAAUUGAUUAAUAAUUAUUUCCAAAAUAAUUUAAUUUGACCGGAUUUUUAUUCCCAUGUUUCAAAAA